Messenger RNA from Botrytis sinoallii, 486 nucleotides. RefSeq lists its product as uncharacterized. The coding region runs from base 1 to 486 and encodes 161 amino acids. The transcript is spliced from 3 exons. Lineage: Eukaryota; Fungi; Ascomycota; Leotiomycetes; Helotiales; Sclerotiniaceae. The record is from RefSeq and is a predicted model, not a curated record.
AUGGCACAAACCUUAGGAGAUAACACCUUAAGUGUCAAGCAAUCGCUUUUUGCUUUCCAAGAGAGAAGAAGACCAGAACCGCUUCGAACUUUCGCAAUUGGUACUUCGUUUGUGUGUAACUCAUUGAGAACUAAUCCCAUUGAACUCGCAUGCAUUUGGUAUCAAUUUCAUACGAGUAUCCCUCUCACGGGUCAAAAGAACAAGUUUGGAAUAUCAAAAUUAUCGGCAAGAUUCCAGGCACGAGUCGAGGGGAAAGCAUUCGAAGAGAAGUUCUAUCGUAGGACAGACGAAGCAUUAUGGAAUGGAAGACAAGAAGAAGCUAAGUUCGAUAACCUUAAAUUUCAGCCGACCGAAGUUUCAACUGCGUCAGUGAGGACGAAUUUCGGAAGCACGGCGGGGAGACUUGCAGCUUUAAAUCAAGCAUUAACACAAUUUGCACAAAGGCUCGGGACGGGUUUUGAGUCAACCACCAAUCACGUGGCUUGA